GACGCGGCCAUUUUGGAAAGGAGCAGAAUAGAGUUUUGUUUGGGUGUCUUGAAGGGGUUCCCUUCGUUUCCCACUUAAUACAGGUUGGCUUCAAACUCUGAGGAGGUAUUUUACACUGCAGUUUUUUUUUUUAUAAGAGGCUGUGAGAAACCAGUGGUUUGAGUGAGGAAGAUGAUGGAAGAGAGUGGAAUAGAGACGACGCCACCUGCCACCCCCCCACCACCCUCUACUGCUGUUGUGGGUCCUGCUCCUCCAGCCCUGUCACUAGGCAUGUCCAGUUCUUUGACGCUCCCCAGCACAACUGGAAUCUCCUCCUAUCCACCCCAAGGAUUUUCUACACCCCCUGCCUCUGCCCCUCCCAUCAGGUCCUCUUUACCUCCCUCUUUUGGCCCAAUGACGUCAGCCUCUCCCCUUCCACCCCCUGGCACAGCCCCCUACAGUAGCCCUUUGGCUGCCUACCCCGCUGGCCCUGCCCCUCCCCUUAGCACCGCUCCUCCACCUGGGCCAGUGAUCUCUGCUCCUCCCCAGGCUCCGCCCACAUCAGGCUUCAGCAUGGGUGCCAGCUAUGACAUCACAAGAGGUCACGCUGGUCGCACCCCGCAGACGCCUUUAAUGCCUACCUUUUCCAGCCCACCAGUAGUAACAGGUGAAGCCUCGUUAUUGUUAUUUCUGUGUUGUAUAAAUACUGGAGAGUGUGUCGGUGUAGCUGGAAAUCCAAUGGUGAAAUCUGUUCUGGACAAAACGAAGCACUCUGUGGAGUCAAUGAUCACUACUCUGGAUCCCGGAAUGGCUCCAUAUAUAAAGUCCAGUGGGGAUCUUGACAUUGUUGUGACCUCCACUAAAGAAGUGAAAGUUGCAGCUGUGCGCGAUGCCUUUCAGGAGGUGUUUGGGCUGGCAGUAGUGACGGGGGAAGCCAGCCAGUCCAACAUUGCUCCCCAGCCUGUAGGCUAUGCAGCGGGGCUGAAAGGUGCCCAGGAACGGAUAGACAGUAUGCGUCGAGUGGGGAUGAUCCAUGAGAAGCAGCCUGUUGUCUCAGUAGAGAACUUUAUUGCAGAGCUAUUUCCUGACAAGUGGUUUGAUAUAGGCUGCUUAAUUCUAGAGGACCCUGGCCAUGGUAUUCACAUUGAGAGUUUUACGCAAGCCACUCCAGUGCCGUUGGAAUAUGUUCAGCAGGCUCAGUCCCUCACCCCUCCAGAUUAUAACCUGCGCUGGUCUGGUCUGCUGGUGACAGUGGGAGAGGUACUAGAGAGGAACUUGCCACACAUCAGCAGGACUGACUGGCACGUCAUGCUCACUGGAAUGUCCCGAAGACAAAUGAUCUACAGCGCAGCCAAAGCCUUAGCCGGCAUGUACAAACAGCAUCUUCCACCCAGGACCAUUUAGCAUUAAAGAAACAUUACUUUACCCAGUGGUUUCUGAAGGACUGUCAUUUUUCACACGUUCAGGAGGGAUGGGCUUGAGUUUUCCGAAAAGAAAAAUGAACAGGUUCAAAUCUUCAGUUGACAAAUGUAAUGUACAUAGUCUAAAAAUUAAUCAAAUACAAUUAUUGAAAUAUCAUGAAACUGAACAUCCCAACUGCUCACUUGUUCCCUUUUUAUAGAUUUUGAAUACCAAUAAAUCUUGACUUAAAUGCCGCCUUCCUUAAAAAAGCAGAACAAAAGAUAUCUUAUGAAAUGUUUUACUUCCCUUCUUAAUCAAAGUGGUUAAAAGAAUUUCAUGAAUAUACGUGUUUUCAAAGAUUCUAUGCUUUGCAGCACCUUGAAGUCGUAAUUUCCUGAAACCUAAUACGGUAAAUCCUGGAGAAAUUUGUUUGCCUAACCAGACAGCUGAAAUGUUUUAAUUAUCUCCAUCUUAUCCUGAAGUAGAUUGUACUUUCUAAAAGUUAAAAGACUUCGGCCAGUAUCUACAGUAUUUCAUGAUUAUUUGCUUUGAGAUUUGCUAAUGAACAAGAUAAUGUACCCCAUGUACAAGUGUGAUCAGCAAGAAACAAAAUGUUUUGAACAUAUUUAAUUGCAGUCUUUUUUUAAUUGCUGGUACACUGCUAGAACCAGGGGGAAUUUUUAAAUUAAAGAACCUAAUUCAUAUUAGAGAGAUAGAUUUGUCUUAUGUUAUUGUAUAAACCUUCAAACUGAAUUGGUUUAUUGAUGGCAUAGUGUAACAAAACAAACUGAAUCUUGUAACAGCUGUUUCUCUCCUCAGCAUUUGUUUUCAGGCCUAAGAAAGAUAUGUCUGUAAUACCUAAGAAUAUGGAUAUUGAAACAUCUGUUGAUUGCUUUCUGUAAUGCUUGGAUUUUGCUUCCUCAGUAAUACGUUGUUUAGUAUCGAUGGCCAUGGCCACACCUGUUUGCUCAUGAAUUUGUCUAUUGCAGUAAGCUCAGUUCACCCUAGGCAAGGGCUUUUAAGGGGGCCUGAGCUACUAGAAUUCUAUUCCUGAGGUUUUUCCAAGCAUCUCAGUCCUGUAAUCUCUCCAUUUUGCCAAAAAUGCCGCAUAAGUAGCAUUGAAUACAAUCGCAGAUUCAUUUGUGGUAACCCUUUAAUUUUUUUUUUACUUCACUCUUAAUAUUAUGUAUGUAAUAGUUUACAGUUUUUUUUUUACUUUAUAUUUUUUUAAACUUUGGAACUACAAUCAACCAGCUCAGAGUGACUACAGAACAAAAAAGGAAAUUGUUGUAAAUGACCUUUGAGUUUGAUUGUUAAUGUUAUUGGGGAAAAUGUUUACUGUUUGAACUACAGUACAUGUGCAUGACAAUUACAGUUCAGUUAAACUACUUAUUAUGUUUUCAACAGACACGCCCUGUCCUCUUCCCUUUUAUUUUAAUGGGUAUGUGACCUGAACUCUAGAACGAGUCAUUUUCAGGUUAAUUGUCAAGUUAGAUUGUAGUAAAUUAUUAUUCAUAUAGGCCAGCUAUAAAAUAUCUAUAAUGCCAAGCAUAUAUAUUCCAAUCUUGACUUAUCUUUACAGUUGUAAUUUCUCUUAUUGUGGUGAAGCAAUAAUAAAGGAAAAAGAAACUUUAGGAUAUAUAGUUAAUGGCAUUAUUUAAAAUUGAUUAUGUUGUUAAAAUUAUCAAAUGCACUUGUAAGAUCUCAUUUAGAUCAUUUACAAUUUUGGUCAUUGUGUUACAAAAAAGAUCUUACAGCUGUGAAUUUGAUCCAGAAGAGAGCAGGUUUAAAGGCUUGUCAGACACUGACAGACUAAAAGAAUGAACUGGAGAACACAAAUGAAAACAGGAUUGAAGUGCAUUUUAAACAGAGUAGGGGGCACUAUUUUAUGCAGUGCUGUGGAAAUCUGGGAUAUACUAUGCAAGAAAGCUGUCAAAGCUGAUUCCCUGGCUUGUUCUAGGACAAUGUUGAGUGAGGUUAUUGGAUCAGUUAGUUCACCACAAAACAGCUUGUAAGGCCCAAUGGCCUCUUUUGUUUGUAGCAUUUGUUACUGUGUCCUUUUGCCUUAAAAAAGCCAGGAUAUUUGCAAGAACUCAUUUACAGGAAUCAAAAACCUAAAUUAAGACUGAACCUUGAAAAUCUGUUUUUGAGAGAGCAUGUCGCAUCAAUUCGAAGUAUCUGUAAUACAAUUCGUAAAGGUAUUGUAAAAUAUCGAUUAAUUUCUCAUUCCCACACACUAAGCAACAGGUUAACUUAGAAUAAUGAAUCCAGGGAAGACAAAUUGAGGAUGUCUGUUUUCUGUGCAGCUGGAAACUUUUUUUAAGUUGCAGGACUCAAAGACCAUUUUGCUAAAUACUAUUAAAAUGGACAGAGACCUUUCUUCAUAUGCAUAUGUGUUUUGUUCUUUGUACAACUGAACAUUUUAAUUGGUGGUUUUACCCCCCUUCCAGUGUGCUUCCCUUAUGUGUUACUUUUUUCACUUAAGGCAAGUAAAACCUUUUCUUUGCUACCUUGUGUUUGCAUUUAUUGAAGGCUAACUCCCGGUGAUAUGAAAUUUCAUAUCUCGCCUAGAGCUGUUGAUAAAGAAUAUACAGUUACGGGUAUAUACAGUACACUGUCACUGUUCAUUUGGGAUACAAAUGUUGGUACAUGUAGUAAAUAAUAUUUUUAGAAUGUUUCUGAGUUAUAUUUAACAGAAAUGCAGAUCUUGGAAAAGGUAAAGUGGCCUUUGUGUCAUGUAAAGAAUAAUUUGUUUUGUUGACAUUUUCAUUUCAAUUUUCAUGCAGGGUUUUAUUUAGGAAUGUAGGAUAAAUUACCUGUUGAAGAUUUAACAAUUGGAAAGGAAAUGGCCUGGUGUUGUAUACAAUAGAUGGUACUUCAGACACUUCAUAUGCUAAUAACAAAUAAAAAGAGGAUAUAUCUGUGUUAUUCAGAAAUCUAAUUAGGCAACUUCUUCAAACUUCAUAAGGAAUCAUAAAGAAUAAGCAGCUGUUUUAUAAAGAAGUGUCUCUUGUUUUCACUCCAGACUCUUGUUCUCGAUUUCCAAACCCUCUAGUCCUUCUUUUCAGGUGUACAGUAAGUUAAGCUGUAAUAAUAAUGAGUUUACAUUAUUCUGUUCCAAGAGUUAGGAAAAACCCUUUAAUCAAUUUGUUUCCCUGAAAUAUUGUGUGCUACCAAGCUUCAGUUCUUUUAAUUCCUUAAGUUUACGACAUUUAGUAGCAGGAUUUCAUUGUAUGUAACUCAUGGAAUCCUGAAACAAAAUGUUAUGUGGGGUUAUUUUUAUAGUGAUUGGACAUUUUAGAGGGUACUGAGAACUAUAUUCUAUUCCUUUUUUCUAAUGGAUGCCAAUUUCCUUAUAUACUGUGAGAUACAGUAGCUGCAGUCUAGCAGUGUUUUAAAGGCAAGUGCACAGAUGCCGUAUAUACUUAACACAAAAAAGGUGUUUGCCAUUUAGGCUAUUACAUCUAUUGUUCUCUAGUCUUGGUUCAGUCGUUUAUAUUGAUCAAUUUGUUUUUCUUAAACAGCUGAAUUCUUUCUGUAACAUUGUUAGUGCUAAAUUAAAGUUUUAAAAUGAA
Messenger RNA from Lepisosteus oculatus (spotted gar), 4955 nucleotides. Lineage: Eukaryota; Metazoa; Chordata; Actinopteri; Semionotiformes; Lepisosteidae. The record is from RefSeq and is a predicted model, not a curated record.